AGCGGGAGCCGCGGCGGCCGCAGCCGCGUUGCGGCGGGGAGGUGGGAGCCGCGUUUGGCAGCCGGGGAAGGCAACGUUAUAAAAAGCCUUUGUCUUGGGAAUCGGCAUCGCAUCUCUCCUGCCGCCCGACGUGCUGCCGGCGGGGGCGAAAGCCACAUUUUCGGCUCGUUUGUUCUUUUCGCCGCCCCAGGCAUGUCUUGACACAGCCGCGAGAGAGCCCGGCGUUUCCAUGCACUUCCGACGGAUGUCUUCGGCUGGGGCGAGAGCGGUGGGGGUUUGAGACUUUGUAGUGUAUCUCGGUGCGAGCGUCUGUGAGAUUCCCAUGAUCGCAGUGUGAAGGAGGAAGAACUGGGAGAAAGAAGCGGUUGUGGUGGUUUCUCUUCUCGCUGGGUCAGCCUUCCUGGAUGGUUGCAUUACUGUCUUGGGGACACAUUGUCAAGCGCGCACAGAGAAACAGGCUUGAUUAUUUCCCCCCGUGUUUGGUUUCCGUCGUGAUCUCUGUGCAGAAAUCACCACUUUUCUCCCAGUUCGCCGGUCCGCACUGAGCAGCAGGAAUAUGCUCAUGAAGGAGUAUCGGAUCUGUAUGCCUCUGACAGUUGAAGAGUACAGAAUUGGACAGCUGUACAUGAUCAGCAAGCACAGCCAUGAGCAGAGUGACCGAGGGGAGGGUGUGGAAGUGGUGCAGAAUGAACCCUAUGAAGAUCCCAACCAUGGCAAUGGGCAGCUAACAGAAAAACGUGUCUAUCUCAACAGCAAACUGCCUAGCUGGGCUAGAGCAGUUGUUCCCAAAAUAUUUUAUGUUACAGAGAAGGCCUGGAAUUAUUAUCCUUACACAAUCACAGAAUACACAUGUUCGUUUUUGCCUAAAUUCUCCAUUCAUAUAGAGACAAAAUAUGAGGACAACAAAGGAAGCAAUGACAGUAUUUUUGACAAAGAAGCUAAAGAUCUGGAGCGAGAAGUCUGCUUUAUUGAUAUUGCCAGCGAUGAGAUUCCCGAGCGCUAUUACAAGGAAUCAGAGGAUCCCAAAUACUUCAAGUCACAGAAAACUGGGAGAGGCCAAUUGAAAGAAGGCUGGAGAGAGACCCAUCAGCCAAUUAUGUGUUCCUACAAACUUGUGACUGUGAAAUUUGAAGUCUGGGGACUUCAAACCAGAGUAGAGCAAUUUGUACACAAGGUGGUCAGAGACAUCCUCCUGAUCGGUCACCGGCAGGCGUUUGCCUGGGUGGAUGAGUGGUAUGAUAUGACUAUGGAUGAUGUUCGAGAAUACGAGAAAAAUAUGCAUGAAAAAACCAACAUUAAAGUUUGCAACCAACAUUCAUCUACUGUGGAUGAAAUAGAGAGCCAUGCCAAAGCAAGAACAUGACAAUGGAUGAAGUCCGAGAGUUUGAACGAGCCACUCAGGAAGCUACCAACAAGAAGAUUGGGAUUUUCCCACCGGCAAUAUCUAUCUCUAACAUUUCCAUGCCUUCCUCAACCCGCAGUGCUCCAUCUAGUGCUCCAUCAACUCCUCUCUCCACAGAUGCUCCUGAUUUCCUAACAGUUCCCAAAGAUCGGCCUCGGAAAAAGUCUGCUCCAGAAACUCUCACUCUUCCAGAUCCAUCCAAAAAAACCUUUUAAAUUAACCCUGCAUGUUUCCUCCUGAUAAGCCAUGUCUGCCACAGCAAGAGUGACAUAACUCAAUUGCUACAAAGGUCGUGGUGGUUUGUUGGUUGGUUUUUUUGUUUGUUUCAAAUAAUCUUUCCGGUGUGGAAAGAUGAUUCCUUUCCUCAGACCUGAUCCUUAAAACCUUC
Messenger RNA from Poecile atricapillus (Black-capped chickadee), 1790 nucleotides. RefSeq names its product phosphatidylinositol transfer protein cytoplasmic 1 (gene PITPNC1). The coding region runs from base 557 to 1363 and encodes 268 amino acids. Gene Ontology annotation, biological process: phospholipid transport. The transcript has 10 exons. Gene Ontology annotation, molecular function: phosphatidylinositol transfer activity; phosphatidylinositol binding. Gene Ontology annotation, cellular component: cytoplasm. NCBI's taxonomy places the organism in Eukaryota, Metazoa, Chordata, Aves, Passeriformes, Paridae. The record is from RefSeq and is a predicted model, not a curated record.